Trichosporon asahii var. asahii CBS 2479 is the source of this 297-nucleotide messenger RNA. Its product is annotated as structural constituent of ribosome. The transcript is spliced from 2 exons. Bases 1 to 297 code for a protein of 98 amino acids. Gene Ontology annotation, biological process: cytoplasmic translation; ribosomal large subunit biogenesis. The record is from RefSeq and is a predicted model, not a curated record. Lineage: Eukaryota; Fungi; Basidiomycota; Tremellomycetes; Trichosporonales; Trichosporonaceae. Gene Ontology annotation, cellular component: ribosome; cytosolic large ribosomal subunit. Gene Ontology annotation, molecular function: structural constituent of ribosome; RNA binding.
AUGUCCUCUCCUCUCUCCAAGGAGCUCCGCGGCGAGCACGGAGUCAGGUCGAUCCCUGUUCGCAAGGACGACGAGGUCCUCAUCGUUCGGGGCAAGUACAAGGGACGUGAGGGCAAGGUCACCCAGGUCUACCGCAAGAAGUGGGUCAUCCACGUCGACCGUGUCCACGUUGAGAAGUCCAACGCCGCCACCGCCCCCAUCGGCAUCCACCCCUCCAACGUUGUCAUCACCACCCUUAAGCUCGACAAGGACCGCAAGGCCAUCCUUGAGCGCAAGGGCCGCAAGACCGCGGCUUAA